AUUGACACGAGUCUCGGAAUUUGUGAACACCGACUCGCUCUGUACCUAAAGCACUUUCGGCAUUCGGAAGAAUAUCCUCACAGAUACAAUGACGGAUACAUUAACAGCAAAACUACUGGGAACGUCCCUCAACGAUGGCCCUCAAAAUGAGGAUUGGAAAAAGGGUCUCAAUAUCCCAACACGCGAUGGCAGACAUCAAACAGAGGAUGUUACAAAUACGAAAGGCUUAGAAUGGGAGGACUUUAACUUAAAGAGGGACCUAUUGAUGGGCAUAUUCGAAGCUGGCUUUGAGAAACCGUCUCCCAUACAGGAGGAGUCGAUUCCUGUAGCUCUAACAGGAAGAGACAUUCUUGCCCGAGCGAAGAACGGAACGGGAAAAACAGCAGCAUUUGUUGUGCCAACACUGGAGCGCAUUAACCCCAAAGUCAACAAGAUUCAGUGCUUGAUCCUAGUGCCAACAAGAGAACUAGCCAUGCAGACGUCCCAGGUCUGCAAAACUCUUGGCAAGCACCUUGGCGUUAACGUCAUGGUAACUACUGGCGGCACCACCCUCCGUGAUGAUAUUGUUCGCUUGCAGGACCCUGUCCACAUAGUAGUGGGCACUCCGGGCCGUAUCCUUGACCUGGCUGGUAAGAAUGUUGCUGACCUCAGCGAAUGCCCCAUGUUUAUCAUGGAUGAAGCCGACAAACUGUUGUCGAUCGAGUUUACUCCAACCAUUGAACAACUGCUCCAGUUCCACCCCAAGGAUCGCCAGAUCAUGCUCUUUUCUGCGACUUUCCCCCUGUCUGUCAAGGACUUCUCCGACAAGAAUAUGAGCCGGCCUUAUGAAAUCAAUCUAAUGGACGAGCUUACUCUAAGAGGCAUUACCCAGUACUAUGCCUUUGUUGAAGAAAAGCAGAAAGUUCACUGCCUGAACACUCUCUUCUCUAAAUUGCAGAUAAACCAGUCAAUCAUUUUCUGCAACUCGACCAAUCGAGUGGAGUUAUUGGCUAAGAAGAUAACAGAGCUUGGCUACUCCUGUUUCUACAGCCAUGCUAAAAUGGCCCAGCAUGCGCGAAACCGCGUGUUCCAUGACUUCCGCAACGGUGUUUGUCGUAACCUCGUAUGCUCUGAUCUCCUGACCCGUGGUAUCGACAUUCAGGCAGUCAAUGUUGUAAUCAACUUUGACUUCCCGAAAAACGCUGAGACCUACCUUCACCGCAUUGGACGUUCGGGACGAUAUGGUCACCUUGGUUUGGCUAUUAACCUAAUCAAUUGGGAUGACAGAUUUAACCUGUACAAUAUCGAGAAGGACCUUGGGACUGAGAUCCAACCAAUUCCAGCCACUAUUGACAAGAGCCUAUAUGUUUACGACAAUCCGGAAAGCAUUCCUCGCCCGGUCAACACAUAUACGAAAACCAUAACUUCUAACACCCAGGCCCAGUCCAAUGAGGGUUCCUCUUAUCAAUCGGGCCACCCGUCGGCAUCUCAGGGCCGAGGUCAGAAUAUUCUUGGUGGUCGUGGUGGCCACUUCAAUGACUCUCAACCGCCCCAGUACCAGUCUAACCGUGGAAUGGGUCGAGGUUCCCGUGGGGGUAAUCGAGGCCGAGGAGGGGGUCGUGGUUAUAACAAUAACAACAACUACGGGGGACGUGGUAACGGCCGAGGACAGGGCCAACCCCCACAAUAAGUCCGAUCCUAUUCGGACGUACAUAGACUCCAUAAUGAUACCUCGGUAUCUACUGGAGUCCCGGCAGGUUUCAUUCAUUCCAUUUGGACUGUACAUAUUUCUCCUGGAUUCUUCUUGUUAUUUGUAACAUACCCAUUACGACUUCUUUGCUGGUUCCUUGGUUUCUAGUCGUCUCUUGAUCUCAAAUGAAAUUUGAGAAUUCGACAGCAUGAGGCCAAAGCUACUUCAUGUUUCGACGAAAUCAGGGACGGGAAAACACGGCGUUAGGCGUUUUUGCCAAC
Molecule: messenger RNA, 1950 nt
Organism: Hypoxylon fragiforme
Lineage: Eukaryota; Fungi; Ascomycota; Sordariomycetes; Xylariales; Hypoxylaceae
Product: DEAD-domain-containing protein
Exons: 2
Coding region: 89-1669 (526 amino acids)
Biological process (GO): P-body assembly; cytoplasmic stress granule assembly
Cellular component (GO): P-body; cytoplasmic stress granule
Molecular function (GO): ATP binding; mRNA binding; RNA helicase activity
Source: RefSeq, a predicted model, not a curated record